AACCUCACAGUCCUGCUACGGUGUGCAGCUGUAUAACGGUCCUCUCUCCUUGUAUUCUCUCCUGACCAGCAGUCAGCCAUCAUGUAUCAGAAAGUUACUCGGCAAAGCCGCAGCUAUGUAUCAAGUGCUGCUCCAAAGGCUUACAGUGUGUCAGGACUCAGCUUCACUGGAGGCCCUCGCAUCUCCUCUUCCACUGUGCGCAAUGUCUCCUCUGGGUUUGGAGGUGGCAUGGGGGUUGGUGGCGGCAUGGGGUAUGGUGGUGGUGGCUUUGACCUGUCCAGUGCCCUGGACCAGAGUAGUACACACUUCAACGAGAAGGCCACCAUGCAGAACCUGAAUGACCGUCUGGCCAGCUAUCUGGACAAGGUUCGCAGUCUGGAGGCGGCUAACACCAAGCUGGAGAAACAAAUCAGAGAGUACUACGAGCAGAAGGGCCCUGCAGCAGAGAGGGACUACAGCAAAUACUGGGCCAUCAUCAAUGACCUGAAGGACAAGAUCAUGGCUGCUACUGUCGGCAAUGCCAACAUCCUGCUCCAGAUUGACAACUCCAAACUGGCUGCUGAUGACUUCAAAACCAAACUCGACCAUGAGCAGAUGAUGCGCCAGUCAGUUGAGGCUGACAUCGCUAACCUGCGCCGCCUGCUUGACCAGACCACCCUGAACAAGUCUGACCUGGAAAUGCAGAUCGAGGGCCUGCAGGACGAGCUGGCCUACCUCAAGAAAAAUCACGCAGAGGAGCUGGCAGCACUGCGCUCUCAGCUUACUGGCACAGUCAAUGUGGAAGUUGAUGCUGCACCCCAGCAGGACCUCAACAAAAUCCUGGAGGAGGUCCGUGCCCAGUAUGAAUCCAUCAAUGACAAAAAUCGUCGCGCGCAGGAGGCCUGGUUUAAUGAAAAGUCGGAAACACUGUCCAAGGAGGUGGCCAUGAGCACAGAAGUAAUCCAGACAUCCAAGACAGAGCUCACUGACCUGCGGCGCACUUUGCAGGGCCUGGAGAUCGAGCUACAAUCUCAACUCAGCAUGAAAGGGGCUCUGGAGAACACGUUAGCAGAUACAGAGGGUCGUUACAGCGCCAUGCUCGCUGGCUUCCAGAACACAAUCAACAUGCUUGAAGCAGAGCUAGGCAACGUGCGUUGCAGCAUCGAGCAGCAGGGCCAAGAGUACAAAAUGCUGCUGGACAUCAAGACCAGGUUGGAGCAGGAGAUUGCAAUCUACAGGGGCUUGCUGGAAAAGGAGGAGUCCAGACCUAUUGCUACAGGGGGCACAAAGACCACAGUCACAUCCACCACUGUGCGCACUUCCAGCUAGAAGGUACAACCGGCAGGACAAGCUGUUCUCAGACACACACACACACACACACACACACACACACACACACACAGAUACACAUUCUGCCUAUUACAAGCUGUUGCACGAGAUGACUGAGUUAAACUAUACUGAAAAAAGUGAAGCCUGUGUUCAAGUUUACAUAUGAAACAUUUGCAAUUUAGAAGAAGAAACGUCUGACAUCCUGUUUGUUUGUGUGUGUGUGACCUGUCUGAAAAAUAAAUCUGCUGGUGAAUAUAAAA
Messenger RNA from Monopterus albus (swamp eel), 1568 nucleotides. Its product is annotated as keratin, type I cytoskeletal 13-like. Gene Ontology annotation, molecular function: structural molecule activity. Gene Ontology annotation, cellular component: cytoskeleton. The transcript is spliced from 8 exons. The record is from RefSeq and is a predicted model, not a curated record. The coding region runs from base 82 to 1308 and encodes 408 amino acids. Lineage: Eukaryota; Metazoa; Chordata; Actinopteri; Synbranchiformes; Synbranchidae.